AUGGCAGCAAGGAGCGGGCACCUCCACUCGUUCCUCCUCAUGCUGCCACUGCUCGCCGUAGUAGUAGCUGGGAAGACGUCACAUGGUGAUGGUGGCAGCACCGAACAGCUGCUGCAGCAGCAUGGUCAUAGCGGAAUCGAACCCACGUCCACAGCGAUCAAACUGCGGGGAGCAGAGGCGAGCAGCGGCCGGCUCCUAUCAUCCUCAGACCCUCCAGCCCAGGGAUCUUCCGCAAAUUCUUCCCCUUCCUCUCCCUCUCCACGAAAUUCCCAACCGUCACCACCUUCGCGGCCCUCCGUCGCCGCGGCCAUCGACUCCUUGUCCCGCUCCCCUUCCCGCUCCCCUUCCCGCUCUCCUUCCCGCUCCCCUUCCCGCACCCCUUCCCCCUCCUCCCCCUGCUCCUCCCGCUGCCCCGCGCGCUAUGAGUUCGAGCCUGUCGCCUCGGGCAUAAAGGACGAUCUGCUGGGGACCGUGAUUGUUCUCCUGGACGACGUGCCAGACGCAGACGCCAACACAGACACAGCCACAGACACAGACUCAGGCAGGGAGAGUGGGGCUGGCGAGGAGAGUGGGGAGGACGAGGAUGAUAGGGAGCUUGGGAACGGGCGUGGUGGAGGUGAUGUGGAGGAGGCGGAAAAGGAGACUGAGAAAGAUAAUAGUUGGGCGGAUGAGUUGAUCGAGCAGGGGCAGGGGCAGGGACAAGGGAAGGGGCAGGGGCAGGAGCAGGGGCAGGGGCAGGAGCAGGGGCAGGGGCAGGGGCAGGGGCAGGGGCAGGGGCAGGGGCAGGGGAAGGGGCAGGGGCAGGGGCAGGUGCAGGGGCAGGGGCAGGGCAAAGGACAGGGGAAGGUGAAGAAGCGGAGUUGCAAAUGCGUGGAGCCGUUUCACGUGUCGCUGCGGUUCUCCAUCUGCUCCUCCAACAUCACCCUCUCGCCCCGCCUCAACCCCGCCCUCUCCUCCCCACCCGGCCGCCCUGCCCCAGUUCCUCCGUCAUCCCCCUCCUCGUCCGAUCCCCCACCCGCGCCUGACAGGCGGGCGGCAGACACUGGCACCUUCUUCCCGUGGUUCAAACCCAAAGGGCGCACAGACCCGCCCCGGUCACAGCUAGACGAGGACGACGAUGAUCAGAACCUUUCUUAUGAGGGCGUCAGGCAGGGCAGGGCAGGGCAGCAGGGGGGUGAUACAGCAGAGCGGGGCAGUGCUCCUCCGGCAGCCAUGCCUGCUAACCUACCAGAGCUUGAUUUCCAUUGCCUGCCACUGCUGCCCUCCUCCCCGCCCCUCUCGCAAAACCCACCUGCCACUGAAGCAGUGCGGAAUGCGACAACAGCAGCGGUGGCGACGCUGUUCGCCCCGCCUGCACUGGCCCGCUUCGCAGGGAGCCUCCUGGUGCUGCUGGCGCGCAGCAACAUCGCCACCGCCGUGGCCGUCACUCCCGGCCGCGACCUCACAGGCGUGGUGCUCACGGUCUACCCCCGCCCCGGCUUCGACGGUUUCCUCCCCGACGAGGAAGAGCAAAUAAAAACGCACCUCGAAGCCAUCGGCCGGGGCGCGUUUGACCUGGAUUUGGUGCCGCCGGGUCCUGGUGCAGUGCGGAACGGUUCUGAGGGUUCCCAGAACGGUACUGGUGGGUAUGGGAGACGGGGAAAGGGUUUGGGAAGGGGGAAUGGCGGUAGGGGUGGUACCCCUCCUGGUGGUUCUUGGGCUGAGAAGAUUCCUGACGGGCCUUCUCUCUUUGGGGUGUUCUUUCACGUGGGCGAUGUUCAGAUGCCCAACAACAGCAGGAGCAGCAGCAGCAGCAGCAGCAACGUCACUGGCAACACCGUCACCGUUUCUGAUGACCCUUAUGCUGCUGCGGCUGGGGCACCCCCUGUGGACGGCUGGCCUGUAUCAACUGCGGGUUCUUCCAGUAACAGCAGCACGAGCACUGCUGAUUCUGCUCCUUCUUCUGGCCUUUCCACUCCCCUCAUUGUAGCCAUUGCUCUUGCUGCCGCAGCUGCUGCCGCCACUGCCGCCAUUGCUGCAGUCCUGCUCUUCUGCCCAUCCUCCUGCUGUGGCGGCAGAAGGAAGCACCGCAGGAGCGACAGCGCGAGCAGCGGCGGCGGCAAGGGUGGGGGGAAGCUGUUCGCGGCGAAUCUGCGGGUGUUUGGAGGGAAGGGGUUGGAUGGAGGGAUGGUGAAGCUGAAUGGGUUCCGCAAGGCGCUUGGAAGCAAAGCCUUUGCUCGCCUCAUCCCCGACCCAGAAGCCAUCCUCGCUGCAGGCGCACUCGAUAUAAGCUACACGGCCAUCGAGGCCGCCACGCACCGCUUCAGCGAGAAGAACCUUCUGGGAAGGGGCACGUUCGGGCGCGUGUAUAAAGCCACUCUGCCCAACGGACUAAGGCUUGCUAUCAAGAGGCUCGACCUGUUCGUUGCUGGGGGAGACGUGGGGCGAGCGGGGGGCGCCGGAGGAGGGCGAGGGGGUGGGCAAGCAGGGGUGUCCAGGGAAGCUGCCAGGAAGCUGUUCGUGCAGCAGGUGGAGGCGUUCUCUCUCAUGCGUUGUCCCCACGUGGUGCCACUGCUGGGCUACUCCACGGACGGAGUCAGUGCCGUGCUGGCGUAUGAGUUUGUCCCCAAUGGCAGCUUGCACGACCACCUGCACGGCUCUGGGCGUCUGGACUGGGCGCACAGGGUGAAGAUUGCAGUUGCCGUGGCGAGGGGCCUGCAGAGCCUGCACCAGCGCCUCGUGCCCAUCGGCCCUGCCUCCCCCCUCGCCCACCCCCAUGAAGCCACUGCCGCCCAGGACCCGUCCCACGGCCACCCAGCAGCAGCAACCGGCCAAUCAGCUUCAUCCACCUCACCCUACACCACAAACCCCGGCUACAGCUCCAACUCCACUGCCCGCCUCACGCCCCCUAACGCCUCCUCUGACUCGUUGCAGAGUAAUACUGAUGGUCCCAAUGGUGCCUUUGCCUCCCCCCACAGCUCCCUGCCCUCGUCUCUUGGUGGUUCCCCCCACAAGCUGGACACGCUGCAGGAGAGCCCCCUCGAAGGGGAGGGAGAGGGGGAGGGGUACGGGGAAGGGGAGGAGGAGUUUCUUGUGACUUUGAGUCAACGGGAUGGGCCGAGCGACAGCGAUAGCUACAGCAGCAGUGGGGAGUUUGAGAGCGGCGUGGGGGGCGGUGUUGGUGGGAUGGGGAUGGGCGGAGAGGGGGAGGAGGGUGAAGGGGAGGGCGGUGGGGGGAAGGAGGAGGUGGUGGUGAGGGAUGGGCGGCGGUGGGUGCGGGCGGUGCAUGCGAACCUCAAGAGCGCUAACGUGCUGCUUGAUAACUCGGGGAACGCCAAGGUCACGGACUAUUGUCUGUCUCGCCUGGCGGAGGAUGCUCUUCCCACCAGGCGGGGCGGCAGAGCCACCGGCACGUUCGGGUACCUCGCUCCAGAAGGGGUGCUGUUCGGUGUGAACACGCAGCGCAGUGACGUGUACAGCUUUGGGGUGAUCCUGCUGGAGCUCAUCACGGGGCGGCGACCCAUCGACCUCUCCAAGCGACCCGACGAACAGUCCCUUGUCUCUUGGGCUGUGCCGCUCAUCGGCAGGGAUGAGACACUCGCCAUUGCCGACCCGGCAUUUCGGAACCGCUUUCCACCAACCAGCUUCCACCACCUGGCCACUGUUGCGGCAGUGUGCGUGCAAUCCGAGCCGUCCUUCCGGCCAACGAUGACGCAAGUCCUUGGAUCGCUGGUCCCUCUCAUAGACCUCGCCGAGCAAUGGAAGAGCCAGGGGAAGCCGCAUGCUGGGCCGUUCAAGUCUGCUUCUCCGCCCUCGUCGGGUUUGGCAGAGAAUGGUGAGCACGGUGCUGGUGGCUCACCCAGGCCAUCUCUCGGCGGCCCUGCUUGUCGUGAGGUACCCACUCGUUAUCGAGGCAACCAGAAUGGCGGUUGCAUUGGUCGGUUUGGGGCGCCAGCCAAUCUUAUUCGAGCCGAGCCACCUCAGCGGAGGUGUGUUGCUGGCUGGGGCGCGGCGUGUCAGCAGCAGCAGCUACAGACUUACCGGCAGGGCUACGCGAACGAGGCGGCAGACGGUAACGAUAACGGCGACGACGAUCCGCUGCCAGUGGGGCUGGGCGCGCUGGACUGGGCGUUCAACAUGCUCCGCUGGUGCCCCGCCAGCGAUCUCGAGCUGCGCUCGUGCGAAUGCCGACUGCUCUCGUUCGUUAGGACCCCGCAUCGCGUGAUCCAAAUCGACAUCGGCCACCCGCCGGCCGUCCGCAAGAAAGCCACCGUCUGGCCGUCAGACAACCCGCUGGAAGACACGCUGUCGUGGGGCUGGCAGAAGGCGGCGGACACCGACGGCGGAAGCGGCGGCGGCGGCGGCGGAAGCGGCGGCGGAGGUGACGGCGACACGGCGGAGAACUGCUUCAUCAACACGCUGGUGGUGGGGGCGACGACGUGCCGCGGCGACGGGCGCGGCGACGAAGAGGAGGUGAACGGGAAGCCGAACCUGGUGAUGAUCCACGGGUACGCCGCCGCGUUGGGGUUCUUCUUCCGCAACUAUGAUGCCCUCGCCGAGCACUUCAACGUCUACUCCAUCGACCAGCUCGGGUGGGGAGCAUCCAGUCGCCCCACAUUCACACCCGCUUCUCCGGAAGAGGCGGAAACGUGGUUCGUGGAGGCGUUGGAGGCGUGGCGGAAGGAGAUGGGGCUGCGGCGCUUCGUGCUGCUCGGCCACUCCUUUGGGGGCUUCGUGGCCUCAAGAUACGCGCUCAAGUACCCAUCGCGGGUGCGCCAUCUAAUACUGGUGGGCCCAGCUGGCUUCAGCCACGAGUCAGCCAAGAUGCAGCACUUCCGCUCCACGUGGAAGGGCUUUGCCUUUCAGUGCUACUGGGACACCAACAUCCCGCCGCAGCAGUUCAUUCGGUGGCUGGGACCAUGGAGUCGGGACAUAGUGAAGGGCGCCACAACACAGCGGUGGUCUGACCUGCCACCACCGCAAGAAAACAUGACCCCCGAGCAAGUGGACGCCUUCUGUGACUACAUAUACCAGACGCUAUCAGCGCCCAUGAGUGGCGAGCAGUGCAUGAAGUUCAUCUUCUCCCUCGGGGCCUUUGCUCGCCGCCCACUCAUAGACAGUGCGGUGCACUGGAAGGCGCCCACAACGUUCAUCUACGGGGAGCAGGACAUCAUGGACCAUCGGGCGGGGCUGGCAGCGGCCAAGCAGAUGCCCGUGCCGGCCGAGGUCUUCAACGUGCGAGAGGUUGGCCACAUGCUAUUUUUGGAAAAGCCUACCAUAUUCAGGGACGCCAUUCUGUAUGCGUGUCGAGACAUUCUCCCUGCAAGCUGCUCCACAGUGGAUGCGGCAUGGAAGCAUGUGGAACCUCACCACAUCCCCCUCACCACCUGCCACAAGAUUCACCUCGAUAUGACAUCAACGGUUCUGAUCGCGCCGCAAGGGAACAGUGGUGUGAGAAGAUUAGCCAGCGGCUGGGGGAUUGGUUGA
Messenger RNA from Closterium sp. Naga37s-1, 5466 nucleotides. The record is from the annotation of a GenBank genome assembly. Lineage: Eukaryota; Viridiplantae; Streptophyta; Zygnematophyceae; Desmidiales; Closteriaceae.